Messenger RNA from Sciurus carolinensis (gray squirrel), 315 nucleotides. RefSeq names its product 60S ribosomal protein L36a-like. Gene Ontology annotation, molecular function: structural constituent of ribosome. The transcript has a single exon. The record is from RefSeq and is a predicted model, not a curated record. NCBI's taxonomy places the organism in Eukaryota, Metazoa, Chordata, Mammalia, Rodentia, Sciuridae. Gene Ontology annotation, biological process: translation. The coding region runs from base 1 to 315 and encodes 104 amino acids. Gene Ontology annotation, cellular component: ribosome; cytosolic large ribosomal subunit.
AUGGUAGGCAUUCCUAAGACCCACUGGACUUUCUGUAAGAAGUGUGGCAAACACCAACCCUAUAAAGUGACAAAGUACAAGAAAGGCAAGGAUUAUCUGUAUGCACAGGGAAGGCAGUGUUAUGACAGGAAACAGAGUGGCUAUGGUGGGCAGACUAAGUCAAUUUUCAGGAAAAAGGGUAAAACAAAGAAGAUUGUGCUGAGGCUUAAGUGUGUUGAACCUAACUGCAGAUCUAGGAGAAUGCUGACUAUUAAGAGAUGCAAGCAUUUUGAAGUGGGAGGAGAGAAGAGAAAGGGCCAAGUGAUCCAGUUCUAA